This is a messenger RNA of Plasmodium fragile, 1470 nucleotides long. RefSeq lists its product as uncharacterized. The record is from RefSeq and is a predicted model, not a curated record. Bases 1 to 1470 code for a protein of 489 amino acids. The transcript has a single exon. NCBI's taxonomy places the organism in Eukaryota, Apicomplexa, Aconoidasida, Haemosporida, Plasmodiidae. Gene Ontology annotation, molecular function: RNA binding.
AUGGCAAAAAUAAAAUUCAACAGACAAAGCUGCCGCCAACACGCAUUAGCAUACUUCAGAUUGUUCUCACAUGUAAAGUUUGAAAAAAACACAAAAUUUGGUGAAGAGUUACUUAAAUAUCACCACGAGCAGUAUGUGGAUAAGGUCCACACCAGACCAGACUUAUAUUUAAAGAGCAACGAAAAUAAACAUGCUCAUGACAACAGGUUAAAAAGGAACAUCCCCUUUGUGUAUAGCAACGAAGUUCAAAAUUUAGCAGCACUGAAAGGAAAUCCACUCACCCUUGUAAAUGUGAAGAACGAAAAUGAGGAGUCCUUUGGUGUGGCCACGUUCAAUCCCUAUGCGCUAAUUACGGCCAGGAUAAUAAGUACCAAUGCGCUUUUUUCAGUUAACGUAAAUUUUUUUGUGGAGCGAAUGAAGAAAGCCUUGGCGUGGCGUUCCAAGGUGGUUGAGGGGGGAAAGCGUGCCAACUGGGGCGGAGGCCUCAUCCAGAGUAAUGAGACCACAGCUACCCCUCCCAUAGGAGAGAUUCCCCCAAAUGAAAGUGGUCCCCCCCCUGAAGUACCACUCCUCCCCAGCGACACAUCCUACAGACUGAUCAAUGGCGAAGGAGACAAUAUACCCGGACUCAUCAUUGAUCGGUACCAUGAUUACGUCUCCAUUCAACAUUUAACUCUCGGAAUGGAAUUGCUCGCUGGAACCAUUAACGAGGCAGUCAUGGAAGUGUUAAAUCCAAAGGCUAUUAUAUUUCGGAAUGACAAUAAAGAAAGAUUAAAUGAAAAACUACAUAUUUACAAAAAACUUGUAUACGGAAAAUUACCUGAACAAGUCAUGUUAACAGAAAAUAAUUGUUUUUUUUUUAUAAAUAUGUUAAACUCACCAAACACAGGAUGGUUUCACAACAGAAGACACUUAAGACAACUUAUAUCAGACUAUGCAUAUGAUAAAAAGGUACUAGACUUAUUUUCCUAUGUAGGAUGUUUUGGGAUACAGUGCUCAAAAAAAGGAAAGGCUAAAAAGGUGUUGUGUGUAGAAAAGGAUAGCAAAUUUACACAGCUAGCUAAAGAAUCAGCUUACCUGAACAACCUCACAAAUAAAAAAAUUGAAUUUGUUUGCUCCGAUGCAAUCACCUUUUUGCAAAACUCCAAAGAACUCUUCGAUAUUAUUAUUUUGGACCCCCCCAAUUUAAUUCCAACGUCAAAGUUUAUCAUGUCGGGUACUAAAAGAUACAUACAGCUUAUUAACUUAGCCAAAAAUUGUGUCUCCUCUAAUGGCCUGCUGCUAAUAAUUUUCUCCACCAAAUUGUGUUCCUAUCAAGACCACAUAAACAUAAUUAAUGAGGCCUUUGUAGAUUCGAAUAGAACUGUUAAGAUUGUUGGGCAAGGCCGUGCUUCCCCUGAUCACCCCGCCAACUUGUCCCUCUACCUCUUCGCUGACUUCUACUGGUUCCUCCUCCAGAUCAGCUACUGA